Molecule: messenger RNA, 3331 nt
Organism: Amblyraja radiata (thorny skate)
Lineage: Eukaryota; Metazoa; Chordata; Chondrichthyes; Rajiformes; Rajidae
Product: probable thiopurine S-methyltransferase
Exons: 9
Coding region: 155-886 (243 amino acids)
Molecular function (GO): thiopurine S-methyltransferase activity
Source: RefSeq, a predicted model, not a curated record
GAUCUUUGCCCUCAACGGCCGGAUUUAUAUAACCCGCGCGCCCGUCCGACGCCGCCAUCUCAUCAUCAUCAGUAAGUGUCAAAGAUCUUAUACCGGAGGAUAAAAAUCUGUUUUUAUGUGAUGCCAUCACAUUACUUAUUUCCCUGAAGCAACCAUGAGUACUAGAGUUGAUAUACCAAAGGGAAAGAAGUUGAACAAAUAUGGAGAACUGGAAAAUCUUGAAUUGACUGCGGAAGACUGGAUUACACGUUGGGAAAGGAAACACAUUGGUUUUCAUAAGGAUGAAAUUCACAGAUUGUUGCAAAAAUACUUGCCUAACAUUCUGAAUGGAAGGAAGCAGAUCAGCAUUUUUUUACCACUUUGUGGAAAAUCAUUAGAUAUAAAAUGGCUUCAUGACCAAGGACAUAAUGUUGUUGGUGUGGAAAUUUCUAAAACAGCAAUUGAAGAAUUUUUCACAGAGCAAAAUUUGUCCUACACACAGGAUCUUGUACCAGAAAUACCAGGUGCAGAAGUAUUUAAGAGUUCUGAUCACCGUAUUUCCUUGUACAAUUGCAAUAUUUUCAAUUUCUCAAGUUUGAUUGCUGGAAAGUUUGAUGGGAUCUGGGACAGUAAAUCUUUGGUAGCGAUCAACCCACCUGACCGACAACGAUAUGCCGAGCAUAUGACCACACUUAUGGCUGAGGGAUGUUGUUACCUUCUAGAUUCUUGCACAUUUAACCAAGACCAAAUUGUUGGUCCACCAUUUUCUGUUCCUCAACAUGCAAUUGAGGACCUGUUUGGCCCAUCAUGCAACAUUCGGUUGAUGGAAUCAUUGGAUGCUUUGACUGAGCAACAGAUUUCGUGGGGUCUGGAUUCCUUCAUUGAAGAAAUCUAUCUAAUUAAGUAACAGUAACUAAUUAAGUAAUUAAGGCACAGUCCUAGCCUUCGUACAAGAUCUGGAAACUGCUGAUGCUGAAAAUCUGAAAUAAAAAACAGAAAAUGCUGGGAAAACUCAGCAGGUCAAACUGCAUAUGUGGAAAGGGAAAAGGAGUUCAAAUUUCAGGUUCAGCAUCUAUACUUAGAACUCUGCGCUUACUGAGGUUUUCAACCUGAAAUAUUAACAAUUCCUUUUGCCACAAAUGCUGGCUGAUCUGAGUUUUUCCAGUAUGUCCUUCAUAAAAUGACAGAAGUUAAGUGAAUCUAAGGUGACCAAAACUGGGCUUUGAAUCAUGUUGUCGCAGAAUUUCUAUGGAUUAUCUGUGUGUAUUUUUAUGGAUCUUCACACACCAAAUUAGUGUUAAGUAAUACUGCAUUCAUUAGCGCGAAUAUUUACUCCAUCAACCUCCUUUUCAAACAUAAUUUUCCGCAUAUUCACUCAACCCAAUUUUGACCAUUGACAAUCUUGCAAACCCUCACCCCAAGUUCAACUGAGCUUUAUUUUCAUGUGUUUCCCAGAUCUGAGCCUAACCAUACCAUUUUCAUGUUUGAAAUUCUAUAAUUGCAGAGAUCUAUUUUUGCAUCAGGUACCAAAAAGGUUCAAAUCAGAAUCGGAAAUGGCAUCAAUUUUGACUUUAUUUCCAUGGAAUAUUACAUUCCACAUAUACCAUUUGCAACACAUAAACAGGCCAUUCAGUUUUGAUGGCCAAUUGAGCUAAUUUUUCUACUGUAUUGGCAUUUUCUGCUACAACAUCUUCAUUCAACGGAUCUCCUUUUGUUUUCAUACUCAAUGGAGUUUCCAGUCCAUACCAUUUAUUGAGUUACUUCUGGAAUAUUUCCUUCAUUGGUUUCACUUCCUAGCUGUGCACUUUUACUUGAAAUGUCCCUGGUCUUUGCCGUUUUCAACCACUUCCUGCCUUUCGGAAGCGUUAUAACCCGAGGCCAUCUGCCAUAUCUUAAUGACACACAAUUUUCCCUCUAUAUAACCCUCUGCUUUCUAUUUAUAUAUCAAAAUGCAUUCAAUAGUUAGAUGGACUAGCAAAGAAUACCAUUAGCUUCUAUCUUUACUCAAAUUCUGUACUUGACAUCAAUUACACACACACGAACACACUUUAUAAACCAUGAUCUGGACAUUUGUGCCUCCAUUCUAAGUUUGUACCUUCUUCAUCCUGAGCACUACCUAAAUGCAUCUGCCAGUUAAUCCCUCUUUUCUGCAUGACUAUUCUAAUAGUUAUUUUGUCAUAAACCAUUAAUUCUAAACUCUAACACCAGUGUCCUAUCAUAGAUCAUUACAGCAUAGGAACAGGCCCUUCGACCCUCAAUAUGUAUUCUGAACAUGAUACCAAUUUGAACUAAUCUCCUCUGCCUUAAUGUGACCCAUAUCCCUCCAUUGCUUGCCAUAUCCUGCUACCUAAUCUUUGUUGUCUAUAACCUUAGUUCCCUAAACUUGAGUUGGCUUCCACUUCCCUGCCAGCCAUAAUUAGUAUUUUUUAUCCUUUGUGGCUUAAUCUUCCUUCUGUGGUUCAUCAUGUAACUUCAUCUAUCUCCUGUUUGUAACCCUUCCCCUUUACUCUAUUGUACUUGAGUUUAUCUUGAUGGUAUCUAUGUAUGGUAUAUCUGAUCAGUUUGGUUAACAUGCAAAACAACUUUUCACUGUACCUCGGUACAUGUGACAAUAAUAAACUUAAACCUAACCGUAUACCUCCCAAAUUCUGCAUCUUUUAAUCUCCAGUGACAGCCCCUAUUAUCUCACCAUAAGGGACCACAUCUUAAAAAUGGCCCAGCACUUGAAUUACCACUCUGAAUAUUCAAUCUCUCACUCCUUUACAACCCACCUUGAAUGAACUCUCAUAAUAUUUCCACUUUUGGCUCUAAACGUAGAUGUUCACAAUCAUGAAAUGCUCAGCACGGUGCUACUGGUGUCCCAUAAAAUGCGUGUGGAAAACAUUCAUAAUAAUUCAUAAUUCCUUGCCAUGUUUUAACCUGUGCUGGGUUCAUCUUAUUAAUUACUUGAAAAAUCAUACCUUUCUUUGUGAGAAAGUAAUUGUAUGUGCUUGAUCAUUUAGAUAAUUUCAUCUCACUGAUGCUGGAUUAGGUUUUGAACACUGGUUUGUUUGAUUAGGCUUGUGUUCUCCUGAAUUGGAAGUAUGAAGUGUAUCAGAAUUAUGUUUUAUUAAAAUGAUGGAUUAAAUGAUAACAAAUCUAAUUUUCACUGAAGGGAGAAUGCAGAAUAUGAUUUUGUUUCUAUGCAUUUUUUAAUCUUUGCAUUGUUAGAUCAAACAUGCUGGAUUGAGGGCCAUGUGAUCACAUGGUAAAUGUCAGAACCAUAAUUUGCAGUAUUUUUGACACAGUGAUCAAAAUCUCAGAUAUUGAGAAGAGUUUACUGUAAUGAUUAGAAGAAUUUAUUUAACCUAAA